Notechis scutatus (mainland tiger snake) is the source of this 1285-nucleotide messenger RNA. RefSeq names its product kelch like family member 36 (gene KLHL36). NCBI's taxonomy places the organism in Eukaryota, Metazoa, Chordata, Lepidosauria, Squamata, Elapidae. Gene Ontology annotation, molecular function: cullin family protein binding. The record is from RefSeq and is a predicted model, not a curated record.
CGCUGCCUUGAUGGAGAGGCCCAGGCAAGUCAGAUUUUCUUGCCCACCCAAGAUCAGCCAAUCUUCAAAGGUGUACAAAUGUGACCACCCCAGCCUCGUUCUUCAGAGACUAAAUGAACAGAGAGGUUGCAACCUCUUCUGCGAUGUGGUUUUAGUGCUGGAGGAGGAAAAGGUCCCCGCUCUCCGGAACGUUCUAGCCGCCUGCAGUGACUAUUUCCACACCAUGUUCACGAUCGGCAUGCAAGAAGCUUAUCAGAAAGAAGUGGAGCUCUUUGGCGUCACUUGCCUUGGCUUCAAAGCCAUCCUGGACUUCCUCUACGGCGGCGACCUGUUCCUCGACAGCGGAAAUGUUGAUACUAUCUUGGAAACUGCCCACCUGCUGCAAAUCUGGAAGGUGGUGGAUUUCUGUUGAGAGUACUUGGAAAACGAGGUUGACAAAGAGAACGACUUGUACCUCCAGGAACUGGCUUCCAUCUUCAACCUCAAGCACCUGGACUCCUUCAUUGACGCGUUCAUCAUGAAGAACUUCAAUACCGUCUCACCCAUGUCGGACUUCCUGCAAAACAUCACUGUCGAGAAACUCUGCCAUUACCUGGGCAGUGCAGGCAUGCAAGAGGAAUGUGAAAUCAACUUGCUGAGUGCGGCUUUGCGGUGGCUGGUGCACCACCGAGAGUGGGGAAAGGAGGCCUACCGAGUCUUGGAGAACAUCCAUUUCCCUCUGAUCCCUAACCGCUUCCUGCACUGGGUCAAGCUGGCCAUCCCCUGGAUAUUUCCCAAAGAAACCCGCUGCGAAGACAUUGUCGAAGAGGCGAUCCACUACUGCAGCCAGGUGGCUGCUCAGCCUGUCCUUCAGAACAAGAGGACGGCUCUCCGGAGCCAGGAAGAGAAGCUUCUUUUUGUCGGAGGGGAGCAUGGCUUGGAGCUGAGCAACGAUAUCUGCUUCCUGGAUCCCAAAAUGGGACGGUGGGAGGAGGAGACGCUGCUGCCCACCAGACGGAGCAACCACAGCGUUGCAGUUCUUGGAGGGUUUAUCUUCCUUUCUGGUGGCAGCUUUUCCUGCAACAAUGGUAAAGCCUCCAGCCUUCUCUAUAGGUAUGAUCCUCGGUGUAAAGAGUGGAUAAAGCUCACCUCAAUGAGGCAACAGCGCGCAGACUUUUAUCUCAGUGCCAUCAGAGAUAUGCUGGUAGCUGUGGGUGGCAGAAAUGAAAACAGAACACUGUCAUCGGUGGAGACAUAGAGCCCUGAGAAGAACACCUGGUCCUAUGUUGCCAGCUUGCCCAGGUGA